Vicia faba (fava bean) is the source of this 2733-nucleotide messenger RNA. Lineage: Eukaryota; Viridiplantae; Streptophyta; Magnoliopsida; Fabales; Fabaceae. The record is from the annotation of a GenBank genome assembly.
AUGGAGGAUUCAGCUAAGCUGAGGUUGGUGAGGUGUCCCAAAUGUCAAAAUGUUCUUCAUGAGCAACCUAGUUAUUCUGUUUACCAAUGUGGUGGUUGUGGAACUAUUCUUAGAGGGAAGGUUAGUAAUGGUAAUGGUAAUGGAAAUGGAAAUGGUAGUUUGUGGGAGGGUUCAGAUGAGGGACAGGGUGGAGGAGUUUUCGGUAAAUCGGGAAAUUCUUUUAGGAAAGAUGUAGGCUUUUUGAGUGAUGGUUCAGAUGUUGAUGUUAAGUCCAACGGUGGGUUCUCGAGGGAGGAUCGAAGAGAUUCAGAGAGAUCGAAUAAGGAACGUGAGAGGAUUGUGAAUCGUUCGGUUGAUGGUAGUGAGAAAGGGGUUUUGGAGAGAGGAUUUGAUGUCAAUGAAGGGGGUAAAGCGAUAAGAAGGGAACAACAUGAACCGGAUUUUCAAGUUGGAGGGUCUAGUUUUCCGAGAAGAAUGUCUAAUUGGCCGAAUGAGGAGAGAGUUGAGAUGGAAGCAUUUCGGAGAAACCAAUCGGCUGAUAUGGAAAGUGUGAGAUUUUCCACUUUGAAUUAUCCUGACGAGGGAACUUCGAGAUUUUCUUAUAAUCACGGUGAACAAUGGAGUAAUUAUGAAGAAAUGGAUGGUAUGAGUAGGGUUCGGCACCUCGAGCAAGAUCGAGCCGAGCUUCUAAAGAAGCUUGAUGAGUUAACGAAGCAGCUGAGUAAUUCUUCUGAAAUGGUUAAUAAUCCUAAAGAAAAAGGUCAACCUGAUUUAAAGACGGUUCCUCCGGAUCCUCGCAGCAGCUCUGAUACACGAUUUCCAGACGGCCCUUCAGGGUUGAACCGGGCGACCCCGAGGCAAUUCUUUGAUCCUAGUAAACAUGUGGCGGCUUCUCCUUAUUACAAUCAUCAUCGUGAUCCAUAUGGUUAUACAAGUGGUCAUGAAAUGGCCAUGCACAACUUCCAUCCUUCGAUGCAUAACCCGGGCUAUAUUCCCGGAUAUGGAGAUCCGUUCGGAUCACAAAUGACAAGAGGUCCACAUCCGUUAUCCCGCCAAUUUCCUCAACAAUCGAUGCAUCCCUACUUUCCUGGCCGCUAUGGUGAUACCGGUCCAGAUUCAUAUGAACAGUAUGCACAUAAUCCUAUUCCGCAUCCGCCUUCUUGCUCUUGUUUUCAUUGCUACAACAACAAAAGAAGAGGUUCAAUGCCAGCGCCACCCGCUACGUUCCUUAACAACAGAUUCCCUCAUGCCGCAAAUGAUUCUAUGUUAUACCGUAACGAGAUCCCAGGUGCAGUUACUCAACAUGCUCAGAAUAACUCUAGAACUGCUAUUCCUGCUGCAAGUUCUUAUGAAAAGCAAGUACAUACAAGAUUGGUUAGUGACAUCGAUUCAGAGAGGGGAGGAUUUUCUGCAAGUCGUUCUCAAAAUGCAAUGACAGCUAAUGGUAGUCAGCGGUGCCGUCCGAUAGCUGGUGGUUCUCCUUUCAUCACAUGUCAUAAUUGUUUUGAACUACUGCAACUUCCUAAAAAUGUACUUGUUAAGGUGAAAAGUCGUAAGCAGAAAAUGCGAUGCGGAGCUUGUUCUUCAGAAAUAAAUAUUUCUAUCAUCAAUAAGAAGCUAGUUACAUCUCAUACGGUAAUGGAGGAAAACACUGCAAGGAUUGGGGAUACCUCUAACGAGGUUGUGAAUAGCCGUGUAUCAUAUUCUCAUGGUCAUGUGAACACAAACGGUGUUAACUUCUCGUCGGACGAUUAUUCUGGUUAUGAUUUUCAGUCACUAGAUAGAGGAUCGCCUGCCGUGGCUUCUGACCCAAGCUUGAACUCUAGAAAGCUGCAGGAGAUGCAAAGUUUCCAUUCUUCAUCUCCGAGCAUCUCGGAAGACGAAAAUAUUUCAGAAGUUAUGGCUGCACCAAGUGAAACCACUAAAUCCAUUCAGCCAUCUAAAGCCUCAGUGUCUCCUCCACCUGCCGCCGGCUCACCACUCCAAGAGUAUCUUGAUUAUUCUAGUAACAACCAUGCAGUGAAUCGGUUUGGAAAAGGCAACCAAAGUGGUCGCUCAGAACAAGAGAAAGUGGCGAAACUAGAAAAGAAUACAUCGAGGCAAAAUUCUGUGAAAGAGGUAGUGCUUGCAUCUGAGAUGGAUGUCAUCGACUAUUCCAACUCCGGGAUCUCACAGGAUACUAGCCAAGAACACGACCGCACAAGAUCUAGCAAAGGAGGUGAUUCGUUUUUCGCAAACAUUUUCAAGAAAGGCUCCAGGGGUUCCUCCCUAACUGACAAAAGUGAUGAUAGUGAAAAAUGUUUUGUUACCGUUAAUGGACAACCCUUAUCAGAUCGUGUGGUGAAGAAGGCUGAAAAGAUCGCCGGUCCAAUCCAGCCAGGAAAUUACUGGUAUGAUUCUCGGGCUGGAUUUUGGGGUGUCAUCGGCGGAGCGUGUCUUGGAAUUAUCCCGCCAUUCAUAGAAGAGUUCAAUUAUCCUAUUCCUGAUAAAUGUGCCGGUGGAAACACCGAUGUUUAUGUAAACGGGAGAGAGCUUCACCAAAAAGACUUAGAUUUGCUUUCUCGUAGAGGACUUCCAAAUGAAAACGAUAGAUCAUAUAUCGUUGAAAUUUCCGGGAGAGUAUUGGAUGUAGACACAGGCGAAGAGCUAGAUGGCCUCGGCAAACUUGCACCAACGGUGGAGAAAGCAAAGCAUGGAUUUGGCAUGAAAGUACCAAGAUCAGCAGCUGCAUAA